Molecule: messenger RNA, 633 nt
Organism: Aethalodelphis obliquidens (Pacific white-sided dolphin)
Lineage: Eukaryota; Metazoa; Chordata; Mammalia; Artiodactyla; Delphinidae
Gene: SPINK2
Product: serine peptidase inhibitor Kazal type 2
Exons: 3
Coding region: 1-216 (71 amino acids)
Biological process (GO): negative regulation of serine-type endopeptidase activity; spermatid development
Molecular function (GO): serine-type endopeptidase inhibitor activity; protein binding
Source: RefSeq, a predicted model, not a curated record
AUGGCGCUCGAGGCACUGCGCUUGGGGCUGUUGCUCCUGGUCUGCUGGGACUCGGCAGCCUCUUUGAACACUCAGUUUGCUCACCCUUCAGAAUACAGAACACCAAACUGCGAUCAGUAUAAAUUACCAGGAUGUCCCAGGGACUUUAACCCCGUGUGUGGAAGCGACAUGUCCACGUAUCCCAAUGAGUGUACUCUGUGCAUGAAAAUCAGGUAACAAUUUUACAGUAUAAACUAGCCAAGUUUUCUCUAGUUCUUAUCUUGCAUUUUUAUUACUUAGGAAGUUGUCACUCUUGGACAUAAGAAUCAAAUGAGACAUAAGUAGUUCUAUUUUAAGACUGACAUUUAAAAAGACACAGACUCCUUCAGUACAUUUUCUAGGUCAAGGUUAGAGAAGGAGGUGAGUGAUUAAUCAAUUAUAGACCAAAUAAUGAAGUGAUGUUACUAUCCAGGGAUGGGUAGUUUCCCAAAAUUAAGAAUACAUGUAGUAGUCAAACUCUGUGGAGUAGUAAAUGUUCUAUUAAAUUCAGAGGGCAUGUACAGGCGACCUACACAGCCUGCACUACUGGUCAGAAAACAGAUCUUAAUAACUCUACCUGUUAGAAUGCUCAGUAAUAAGUGUAUUGAUAUUAUA